Nicotiana tabacum (common tobacco) is the source of this 1714-nucleotide messenger RNA. RefSeq names its product E3 ubiquitin-protein ligase PRT1. Gene Ontology annotation, biological process: proteasome-mediated ubiquitin-dependent protein catabolic process. NCBI's taxonomy places the organism in Eukaryota, Viridiplantae, Streptophyta, Magnoliopsida, Solanales, Solanaceae. The record is from RefSeq and is a predicted model, not a curated record. Gene Ontology annotation, molecular function: zinc ion binding; ubiquitin protein ligase activity.
UACUUUCCUCAUCUCUAUAUGUCAAAAACCCUCUUUUUUUUUUCAUUUCUAGACAGCUCUUUUCAAUCAAAGCUGAUAAACAUCUUCGAUUUGGUCCUUCAAAAAUGGAAAAUGGCCAAACUGAAGAAAUCCCAGAUGAAUUUCAAUGCUGUGUUUGCCUGGAACUUUUGUAUAAACCAGUUGUGUUAGGGUGUGGCCACAUUGCUUGUUUUUGGUGUAUAUUUAAGUCCAUGAAUACUUUGAUGGAGUCAAACUGUCCCAUUUGCCGGCACCCAUAUCAUCAUUUCCCUAAUGUGUGUAGAUUGAUGCACUUUUUGCUUGUAAAGUUGUACCCUAUAGACAGUGCAAGAAGGGAAAAACAAGUGGCAGAGGAGGAGAAGAAUGUAGGAUAUUUUUCACCUCAGUUUGAUGAUUAUUUAUCAGAAUCUUGUGGCAAGACCGAUCUUGUUCUAGACACUGCUUCACCUCAUUCCAUCCCUUCAGAGAAAUGUGGAUCAGCAGGGGAAGAAGAGCAUUCCUCAGUAGUUUUUCCAGCAGUAUCAAGUUCUGAAACCAAAGAGGAUGCAAUGUCAAAGAAUCUUAACUUUGCAGAUGAGCAUACAAGUGCAAGCAGUAAGCAAGUGCUUAUCGCAGAUUUGCUUUGUGGGAUCUGCAAACUGUUGUUGUACCGACCUGUAGUUCUUAACUGUGGCCAUGUUUAUUGUGAAAAUUGCGUGAUCAAUCCUAGCGACAAGCUAUGUAGAUGUCCAGGUUGCCAAUUGGAGCAUCCAAAUGGAUACCCCAAUGUUUGCUUGGUUCUUGAGCACUUCUUGGAAGAGCAAUUUCCCAAGUUGUAUGCAGAAAGGAAAAGCGCAUCAGUGGAAAGAUCUGAUCGUCAAAAUCCAGCAACACGAGAUCAGGAUGAAGCUGCUGGUUGCAAAUCACUACCUAAAUUUGAUCUUUCAACAUGGUUAACGGGUGGGGGACCACAGGUUCAUUUUGGAGUUGGUUGUGAUUAUUGUGGGAUGUAUCCUAUUGUUGGGGAACGAUACAAAUGCAAAGACUGUAAGGAGAAAAUAGGGUUCGACCUUUGUGAGGGGUGCUAUAAAAGCUCCUCGAAGCUCCCUGGCAGGUUUAAUCAGCAACACACACCAGAACACCAAUUUGAUCUAAUACAGCCACUUCAAGUGAGAAAUGUGGUCCUGAGGCUUCAACCUGAACGACUUGAAGAGGACGGCUCCAUUGGCCUGCUUGAAUAUAUCGAGGAGGACAGUUCUGUUGAGGUUGAGCCACAGCACCCGGAAGAAGAUUCCUCAGAGACCAACUCUCCGCGAAACGACUUAAGAGAUGGUCAAGCAGGGAACAUAUCCUCAAAUGACACUAGAGAAGAUCAAGGAGGGAGAGAAUCUGCAAACAGAGAUUAGAUGUUACUUUAUGAAUUGCUACUACUCUUGUGGUCAUUAUCUCACUAAUACUUGGUGAAGGAAUUCAGGUCCUAACAAGACAUAUGGGAAUCACUUUCCGGCUCUACCUCUUUUGCCGCCAGAUAUGGCUCUUCUCGUAUCAUACUGUACAGCUUUUUAUUAUUAAAGUUACUGUUUGGCUGAACCUUUGUACAUAGAUUAGAUUAUGUUUCAUACAGUCUAUUGAAAGAGAAGAUAAUAUUGCAACUCAUUUUGAUAUAUGAAUACUGCUGUUUGAGUUUCUUAUGUUAUAGACAUGGGAUUUUAGUGCA